ACUAAAAAUCUCCAAAACUGAGAAGGAACCAGCACCAACUGAUUCCUUAAGGACCUCCACUGCAGCAAUCAAUUUCAGCUCAUCCCUUUGCAAAUAAGAAGACAGAAUGAAACACUCGACCUUUUCUACAGUCUUAGUUUUCCUCUCAUUUGUUUGUACUGCUUUUCAGACACUUGACGGUGAAAUAUUUUUAAUAUACAAUGAGGAUAUUAAGCUCUGUUUAAGUGCUCAGAGUUCUGAGGCAGUCACUACAGCCACGUGCAAGAAAAACACUGACUUACAAAAAUUCAGGUGGGUCUCUGAUCAUCAGCUGAUGAGCGUGGCAUUUGCACAAUGUUUGGGAGUGCCCUACAAGCAAAACCAUGCUAAAAUUUCUCUGUACCCAUGCAACAAGAAAAGUGAAUUCCAGAAAUGGGAAUGCAGAAAUGAGACCUUGGCAAUCCAAGGCGAAGAUUUCUUUCUCAGUGCUGGCAAAAAAGGAGAAAACAUUGUGCUGAAAACAGGAUCAGAGACAAUGAAUAAAUGGAAGAUCUAUGGAACUAUGGAUGAUUUGUGUUCUCGAGGCCAUGAAGAUCUGUUUACACUGUUAGGAAAUUCCAACGGAGCUCCGUGUACCUUCCCCUUCCAGCUGAGUGGUAGAUGGUAUGUCGAGUGCACUGCUGCUGGCAGGUCAGAUGGCUUGCUCUGGUGUGCAACAACACCCGACUUCAACGUGGACCAUUUGUAUGGGUUCUGUCCAACUGCCAACAAUGACAGAUUUUGGAGUACAGAUCCUUUGACAGGAACCUACUACCAGAUAAACUACCAGUCAGCUCUCACAUGGCACCAAGCAAGGAAGAGCUGUCAGCAACAGAAUGCAGAAUUACUCAGUGUUACAGAGAUACAUGAACAUAUGUAUCUAAGAGAUUUGAUUGACAGCAAGAGAUCCUCUCUCUGGAUUGGGCUUAACAGCCUGAAUCUCAACAGUGGCUGGCAGUGGAGUGGUGGCAUUCCCUUCAGAUACUUUAACUGGGCACCAGGAAGCCCUGAGCCUGAGUCUGAAAAACUCUGUGCAGUACUAAAUCCCAGAAGAGAUGCUAAAUGGGAAAACAAGCCAUGUGAUCUGAAACUUGGCUAUAUCUGUAAAAAGGAAAACUCUACAAUGGAUCCUUUCAUUCUUUCAUCAGGGAAUGCAGAGCCUGUUAAAUGCCCAGAAGGAUGGUUACCCUAUGGAGGUCACUGUUUCAUGGUUCACAGAGACCCCAAAGAAUGGAGAGAAGCCCUAAUUUCCUGCAAUGAGAGCAAUGGCAAUCUGGCCAGUAUCCACAACCCUGAGGAGCAUGGCUUCAUACUGUCUCAGCUUGGCUACCAAGCUUUGGAUGAGCUGUGGAUUGGCCUGAAUGACCUCAAAACUCAAAUGUACUUUGAGUGGAGUGAUGGGACUCCUGUUACAUAUACCAAAUGGUUGCCUGGAGAACCAACCCAUGAAGUCAAUGGGCAAGAAAAUUGUGUCAUUAUGGCAGGAAAGGAUGGAUACUGGGCAGACAAUGCCUGUGACAGAAAGUUAGGUUACAUCUGCAGAAGGGGCCCACUACAAGGAGUUUCUGAAACAGCAAAGACUGAUCCUGCCUGCCUGAAGGGCUGGAAAAGACAUGGUUUUUACUGCUACCUAGUUGGACAUACCUCUGUAACAUUUUCAGAAGCAAAGAAAACCUGUGAAAGGAGCAAUGGUUAUUUAACAAGUAUAGGAGACAGAUAUGAGCAAGCCUACCUAACCAGCCUCACUGGUCUGAGCUCUGAGAAGUAUUUUUGGAUUGGUCUCUCAGACAAAGAAGAACGAGGGAGUUUCAAGUGGGUGACUGGUGAAGGUGUUCUGUACACAAACUGGAACGCAGCAAUGCCUGGGAGUGAAGCUGGUUGUGUUGCCCUAAGGACUGGAAAUGCAGCUGGACUAUGGGAUGUUCAGAACUGUGAAGUAAAGGCAAAAUUUCUCUGCAAAAAAUUAGCUGAAAAAGUCACUGUUCCUCUUAUUCCUGAAACCAUUUCUUCCAAAUGUCCCUUGGGUUGGGAUACAAGCAAUAGCACUAAUGCAUGCUUCAGAGAUUUUGUGAGAGAAAGAAACCAAAAGAAAACAUGGUUUGAAGCCCGAGAUUUCUGCAGAGAAAUAGGAGGAGACCUGGCUGCCAUUAGUAGUGAAAAAGAGCAAACAGUGAUAGAAAACUUAAUAAAAAAAAAAUUGCCAUCAUCUCAGCCUUUCUGGAUAGGUUUGCAGUGUUUGGAUCCUGACGGUGGGCUUUCCUGGAGUGACGGAUCACCGGUGAAUUAUAAAGCAAAGGAUUAUUUUUACAAUACUGCAUUUGAAUAUUGUGGAGCGAUCACAGAAGACCGUUCAUGGAUUAUGGAGCACUGUGAAUACAGUCAUAACUGGAUUUGUGAAAUAAAGAAAGGGACAACCUUGAAACCAGAACCUCUGGGCCCUUCUGCCACAUAUGAAGUCACAGAAGAUGGCUGGAUUAUAAAAGGAGACAAACAAUAUUUUUUCAGCCCAGAAAAGAUUUCUAUGGAGAAAGCCAGAACAUUCUGCAAAAACAAUCAUGGAGAUCUUGCUACUAUUGGAAAUAAUAAUGAAAGAAAAUUUUUGUGGAAAUAUAUCCUAAAAAACGGCAAACUGGACUCGUAUCUCAUAGGAUUAAUUCAGAAUGCUGAUCAACAGUUCAGUUGGUUGGAUGGAAGCCCAGUGCACUAUGCAGCUUGGGCACAGGGUGAGCCUAACUUUGCAAGAGCUCAGGAAAAUUGUGUGGUCUUAAAUAAAAAGGAUGGCUUGUGGAAUGAUGUCAGUUGUGGCUUCCCCAAUGGUUAUAUCUGUGAGAGGCAGAGAAGUUUUAUAAGUGCAACACUUCCUUCAGAGGUACCUUCACCUCCUGGAGGAUGUCCUGCAGAUUGGCUGUUAUUUAAAAAUCAGUGCUACAAAUUUUUUGGUUCUUCCUAUGAUUACUGGUUUACUGCAAGAAGGACUUGUAUGAGCCUUGGAGGAAACCUGGCAAGCAUACAUAAUGAACAAGUACAAGCUUUUCUCACUUACCAUUUGAAGGAUGUUUCAAAUGAUCCUUGGAUUGGCUUGAAUGACCUACUCAGUGAACUCAACUUUGUUUGGGCUGAUGGAAGUGCUGUCUCAUACACAAACUGGGCUCCAGAUUCCCCAAAACUCGUAGAACCUGUUUUGUUUGACAGUCUACAUCCAGAAGAUGGCAACCAUCUGCAACAGUUUGAUUGUGUUUCUCUGAAGAGAGGACCUGCUGAUGACACGGGAAAAUGGAACAAUGAGGAGUGUUAUAACUCGAGAGGGUUUAUAUGCCAGAAGAAUAGUGAUCCUGAAAUCUUUCAGCCAUCAGCAACAGUGCUGGACUUUGCUUCUGACCAUUCUAGUGGCAUUAGCUAUUCUGUCACCCGUUUCAAAAUGAACUGGGAGGAAGCACAGAAAAGCUGCAAUAACAAUGCCUCAGAACUUGCCAGCAUUUUGGACCCUUAUAGCCAGGCACUGUUGUUCUUACUUGCACAGGAAUAUGGAGAGCCUCUGUGGAUUGGUCUUAACAGCAACACGACGAAUGGCAAGUAUCAAUGGAUUGACAGAUGGAGAUUAGUUUACAGCAAGUGGUCCAGCGGAGAACCAAAACAGACAUUAGCAUGUGUCUACCUAGACACUGAUGGCACCUGGAAGACAGCUUCUUGCAAGGAAAAACUCUUUUCUGUCUGUAAAAAAUCAGACGUAAUGGCCCCUACUGAGCCCCCACAACUUCCUGGAAAAUGCCCUGAGUCAAGAGGACACAAAUCUUGGAUACCUUUCCAUGGUCACUGCUACUACUUUGAGGCCUCCAAGAAAAGAAGCUGGUCUCAAUCUCAUCAGGAAUGUGCCCGGCUAGGUGCUGAUUUGGUAUCAGUAGAAGACUAUCCUGAAGCAAACUUUCUGGCAAACACCAUUAAGAUACUCCAUGGAAAAUCACCGAACUUUUGGACAGGGCUAAAGAAAAAUGACAGAGGCCAAUGGGUAUGGACAGACAAAUCUGCAAUGGAUUUUGUCAACUGGCAAAUGGGAGAACCUUCAAACAAAAGACAUAAAUACUGUGGAGAAAUAUGUGCAUUUUCUGGCUUCUGGAUAACCAAUGUCUGUUCUUUCAAAAAAGGAUAUAUCUGCAAAAAACCAAAAACUCCUGCAAGCACAGAGGUGUCAACAGAAAAUAUAGAUGAGAAAACGGAGAAAGUACUUUCCACCGGGGUCAUUUGGCUGUUCGUUCUUCUAGCUCUUUCUAUAGUUGGGGCUGGAAGUAUAAUUUAUUUCUACUUGAGGAGGAAAAGACAAAACCUGCCACAUGUUUCAACCAGAAUGAGUGGAUCAGAAGGAACUGUGGAUAUUCAAGAAAAAGAUGCACAUACUGGCAUGUAGUCUGACCAAAUGGCUACAUGUUCUGAUUAACAAAAACCAGGCUAUGGAUCAGUGAAAUCUUCACGUUUUCCUAGUCUCCUCUCAGUCUCCUCUCUCCUCAAAUACAAAGUUCAUGGAUUUAUAUAAAUACACACACAUAUAUAUGCCUUCCAAAA
Molecule: messenger RNA, 4575 nt
Organism: Pseudopipra pipra
Lineage: Eukaryota; Metazoa; Chordata; Aves; Passeriformes; Pipridae
Product: macrophage mannose receptor 1-like
Exons: 30
Coding region: 107-4420 (1437 amino acids)
Molecular function (GO): signaling receptor activity
Source: RefSeq, a predicted model, not a curated record